AAGUGUUUCCUGGCAGCCUAUGCUUCCACUACUGCAGCCUCCGCCGUUGGACGUUCUUGAUUUAUAGAGUAUUGUUUUCCAAAGUUUAAAUGAAGAAAUUCUAAAUUCAGAUACCCAUAUAUGAUAAUCUUGAGCUAAGAUUCCAUGUCUGCAAAUCUUUCUUUCUGCGCUCUAUCAAACACCCUCAACUUUCCGUAUAAUCCCGUCUUCAACCGCAAACCAAUUCUCCAUUUCUUGUUUCCAAAAGCUAAAAUCAUUGCCAGCUCGAGGCUGGAUCACCGCGAUGGCAUUGAGCCUAAAAAACAAGAAACUAAUCAUUCGAAUUCAGCUAUCAAAGCACCCACGGCUCCGUGGAUGAAGGGUCCGCUUCUCGUGGAACCCAAUCAGGUCUUGCACUUCUCGAAACGAAGAAGGAGGAGGAAAGACUCCACCUUUAUCGAAAACGAAACCCCUGAUAAGGCAUUGACGAGUAAGGUGAGUGGAGGAAGAGGCAAGAAAGCGAUGAACAAGAUUUUUCACCGCAUUGAGAAGCUUCAAGAAAUUGUUGACUUGGAAGAAGAGAGUUGGGAAACUGAGGAAAAGGAAAAGUUCAAAUUUACACCCGGAGCUUUGUGGGGAGAUAAAGAUUCAGACUUGGAGGAGAUUGGUGAAGGGCUUAAAUUUGGAAAAGGGAUUAGGAGAAUGCCGUGGCAGAAAGAGGAGGAGGGGAUUGUGAUUAAGAGAAUGAACACAGAAAAGGCGAUGACGGCUGCUGAGGCGAUUCUUGAUCGAGAGUUUCUUGAGAGGUUGAGGGAUAAGUCUGCGAGGAUGAGAAAAUGGGUGAAGGUUAACAAGGCUGGAGUGACUCAAGAUGUUGUUAAUCAAGUCCGCUUGAUUUGGAGGACCGAUGAACUUGCCAUGCUCAAGUUUGAUGUGCCUUUAUGUCGAAACAUGGCUAGGGCUCGCGAAAUUGUUGAGAUGAAAACUGGGGGUCUUGUUGUGUGGAGUAAGGAAGAUGCUCUGGUUGUUUAUAGAGGGCACAAUUAUCAGCUAGGGUUUAAUGCUUCGCCAAAGAAACGUCGAAAUCUUGUUGAUGAUGGACCGAAUUCUUCAUUGAGUGGUGGUGGUGAAGAGGAGAGUGUAUCAAUUGAUGGAUCACUCUAUGAAAGAGAAGCUGACAGAUUGUUGGAUGGUUUAGGACCUCGUUUUGUUGACUGGUGGUAUCCAAAGCCUUUGCCAGUGGAUGCUGAUUUGCUUCCGGAAGUGGUUCCUGGAUUCAGGCCACCACUUAGGCGUUGCCCGCCAGAUGUUAGAUCACAGCUGACGGAUCAUGAGCUAACAUACUUGAGGAAGCUUGCUCGUCCUUUGCCAACUCAUUUUGUGCUCGGGAGAAAUAGAAAACUCCAAGGAUUGGCUGAAGCAGUGCUUAAAUUGUGGGAGAAAUGUCAUAUAGCAAAAAUUGCUUUGAAAUGGGGAGUCCCAAACACAGACAAUGAGCAAAUGGCAAGCGAACUCAAGAGACUCACUGGAGGAAUUAUUCUAUUACGUAAUAAAUUCCUUAUAAUCCUAUAUCGAGGGAAGGACUUUCUUCCUUCUCAAGUGGCAACGCUAGUGGCAGAGAGAGAAGCAUUACUUAUGAGACAUCAAUUUCAUGAAGAAUCUGCUCGGCUAGAAACAACUGAAAUCUUUUCUGCAACAUAUGAAACUUCAGUGAACUCUGACAUACUUGGAACUUUGUCAGAAUUCCAGCUUUUCACAGAUUAUGCAAAACAGGAAGUUAGAAAUGAUGAAGUGAAGAUUCAAAUGGAGACACAAAAGGCUAGAUUGGAAAAAGAACUGAGAAAUCAAGAGUGGAAGCUUUUCAUGCUCAAAAAGAAGAUAGAAACAUCAGUGAAGGUAUUAGAAAAGUUGGAUUCUGCAUGGGAACCUUCAGAGCAGGAUGAAGAUAAGGAAAUAAUAACAGAAGAGGAAAAAGAGUGCCUGCGAAGUAUAGGAUUAAAGAUGGAUGGAAGUUUGGUCCUUGGAAGGCGUGGUGUUUAUGGUGGUGUAAUUGAAGGUUUGCAUCAGCACUGGAAGCACAGGGAAGUUGCAAAAGUUAUCACAAUGCAGAAAACAUUUUCACAAGUUCUUCAAACUGCACAGUUUCUUGAGGUAGAAAGUGGUGGGAUUCUGGUUUCUAUAGACAAACUUAAAGAAGGCCAUGCUAUAAUAUUGUAUCGUGGGAAAAACUAUAAACGUCCAAAGUUGGCACCUCAAAAUCUUCUUACUAAAAGAGAAGCAUUGUUCAAGUCACUUGAAAUGCAGAGACUUGGAUCAUUGAAGUUUUAUGCAAAUCAAAAAGAGCAAGCUAUCUUGGAUUUAAAGCGCAAACUGAAAGAGUGCACUUGAUGGUUUGCCGAGUUCCCCACAGAUAAGAAUAAUGUCCUGACAUCAACACGUCUCAGUGAAGUGGUUGCGGGCAGAGUUGUAUGUACCUCCAGGGUUCACAUCAGAUUUUCAUCAGUGGAUCAGUGGAUGUGGAACAAUUAGUGAAAUUGGAAUCUGCGUUUUGGCAAUUGUACAUAUUAGAGAGCAGUACCGGAUUUGGAGAAGAUCAGGAGAAGAGCAUGGUAAUAUUCCUAAAUUAGCAGUACAUAUGACUGAAAAGGAAGCUGUGAAAUGGUCAGACUGUGUAUACCUUAUCUGGCAGGUGAUUUUUCUUGGAAAUGAAGCUUUCUUGUGGCUUGGUUUUUCAUUUGGGUAGCAGUAUGUAGAAGCAGUGCUUCAAACUUGUGCAUUUUCUUCAAUUAACCUCUUGUGUUGCUUGAAUCUCUAAACCAAUUCAAGGAGUGCAAAAGAUGAAGUCGUUUCGAGUCACUCACUUCAGUUCAUUUUUAAAGGGAGAACUGAAGAAACAUGAAGCCUGUUUAAAAGCACGGUUACAAUUUGGAUUGGUUUUCUAUGAUGCUUUGAAGCCUAAAAUUAUUGUAGCAGAGUGGCCACCCUAUCUGCAAUGAUUAGGAGAAAACAACAGGAAGGAAGACCCUUUCUUGCAUCAAAUUUCUGUGGUAACUGAUGAUGUAGAGAACAGCUGAGGGAACUCGGUUGGGGGACAGAAAACCGGUUUGGGUGGAGUCUUCAAGGAGGUAAUGCUUCCCUCCAACAUCUCCACCACUCUUCUUAUGGAAGGGCGGUCUGCUGGAUUUGUUUGGAUGCACCACAAACUAACCAGUAUCAUCUUCAUUGCCAUUUCUUUAUCCUCCUCAUUUGUGAUGCCUUGAAGACUGAAAUCGAAUCCUUGCUCCAGAUGCUCGUAUAUCCAAUCCAGGAAACACGAGUCACUAGUCUGAUCCGUGUCUGCUUUCUCCCUUACUCCUACCAUGUCAAUAACAGUCAUGCCAUAACUAUAAACAUCAGAUUUGUGGGAGACACUUCCAAUGCUUCUGCAGAAAACUUCUGGAGCAAUGUAUCCUACUGUUCCUCUAGCACCAUACACCGAUAAAGACACAACGCUCUCCUUUUUCUUGCACAGUUUUGCCAGGCCGAAAUCAGAGAUUUUGGGGGUGAAAUCCGUGUCCAAAAGAAUGUUGUUAGGUUUAAUGUCAAAGUGCAUGAUUCUUGUGUUACAACCACCAUGCAAAUAUUCUAGUCCUCGGGCAAUGCCAAUUGCAAUCUGGUACAACGUCUUCCACUCCAACUGACAACUCUUAUCCGGUGAUUCCUUGUUGUCUAUGUACUUGUCUAAUGAUCCAUUCGGCAUGAAUUCAUAUAUCAAUGCUCUUUUCCUCUGAUAAGAGAAUCCUACAAGAGUAACUAUGUUCAUGUGGGAAGUUCGACAAAUGCUAGCAACUUCAUUGAUGAAAUCUUCUCCAUUACCCUUCGUGUUGGUCAAUAGCUUCACAGCUACUGGGCAUCCAUCAGUUGAAGAGGUUAAAGGCCAAGGAUGUUGUGGAUAGAUAUUGCGGUGACUGUUAGUGCUGCAUUGCUGAUAUUGAAGAUUAUUUCUAUGUUCUUGAUUGGAUAGUUAUGCAUGGGGCUAGGGCGCCAUUACAGCAAUCUAGUUGAAGGUCAGGAUAAUUGCAGCAGCAGAAGAGAGGGCUAUGACAAAAGUGACAUAAGAAUAUGAAGCUUGUAAUGGCAGUGAAGAAAAGUUUGAGAGGAACAUUAGAAUGCAUCUUUCAGGGGCAAGAAGAAACAAGAUUUGACCUGCCUCAAAUGUUGAAAUGUACUUGAAGAUGAAACUUUAAAUAUCAGAGAGCUGAAAUUUCUUGAAACCUGAGUUUUUUUGUGACGAGGAAAAUUCACAGUCACUACCUCUGGGUGUGUAUUGGGUAAAAUUUGUAUUGUGAUCUUAGUCGACAAAGGACUUGGGAGUAAAACUUGCAAUCUUAUAGUUACCAAGCCAACAGUUUAAUUAACUUGGCUGAGUUGCCCCA
Messenger RNA from Ipomoea triloba (trilobed morning glory), 4394 nucleotides. RefSeq names its product chloroplastic group IIA intron splicing facilitator CRS1, chloroplastic. The record is from RefSeq and is a predicted model, not a curated record. Gene Ontology annotation, biological process: RNA splicing, via transesterification reactions. Gene Ontology annotation, molecular function: mRNA binding. The transcript is spliced from 12 exons. The coding region runs from base 145 to 2367 and encodes 740 amino acids. Lineage: Eukaryota; Viridiplantae; Streptophyta; Magnoliopsida; Solanales; Convolvulaceae.